AAAGUGUCCAUGCACUUCCCUACCAAAAAUUAACCUAAGCUCUCAUGCUCCUAAUAUUGUUAAUGGUCCCAUUAAUGGUCCCUGCGGGUCAGCCUACCUGGCCCCCUGCGUCUGCCUCCAUCACCCGGCCCGCUUUCCUCCCACAUCCCCUACCUUCUCGUUCCUUCCGCGAGAGGUGUCCCCGCGCGCAGUGGGCACGUCCUCGCCUCAGCGAAGAGGGCGCACGAAGGAGCCAGCCCGGGUGGUUCGCCCGGGUCCCCGCCCCCAGCCCUGCUCCCCGGCGGGACACUGUCCCUUUAAUAGACUCCCUCUGCCUGGCGCUCUGCGGCUGGGGAGUAAAUUUCUCCCUGUCAUCAGGUCGCGGGGAGAGGAGGAGGAGGAGGAGUUUGUUAAUGUUCAGUUUGUUCAGCGGGAUCGAUGUUUGCUGGCAUCGCCUCGCCCUGUCUUGUGUGUGUGUGAGAGAGUGUGUGUGUGUGCGUGUCUGUGUGUGUGCGUAUGUGGGGGGUGUGAGUGUGUGUGUGUGUGAGAGGAAGCAAGAGUGCGUGCGUGUGUGAGUGUGUGUGUGUGUGUGUGUGUGUGUGUGUGUGAGUGUGUGAGUGAGUGAAUUCCAGAUUUUCUGUCUUUCCCAAACCCGCUCCUGUCCUCUCGCAUAUCACUCACAGGCGGGGAUCUGACAGCAGCCACAAACCUACAGUGAGUGAUCUCUCUCUGCCCCGGCACGAAUCCGCCAUAGAGAUCGGCGAGGAGGAGGAGGAGGAAGAGGAGAAGGAGGAGGUGGAGGAGGAGGAGGAGGAGGGAAAGAGGAGAAGGAAGAAGAAAAAGAAGAAGAAACCACUACCUUCCCAGGAUUGCCUUUUUUUCCUUAUCUUUACGCGCGCGUGUGCGUCCCUCGCCCCUUCCAUCCGAACCCGGUCUUGGAUGUUAAUUAAAGAAUACAAGUAGUCUCAACAGUCAAAAACCAAAAAAAAAAAACCAAAACCAAAAAAAAAAUUUCCAAAAAAGCAAAAACAAAAAGAGAGAAAAGAGAGAGGAAAAAAAAUCCAAAACAAACAAAUAAACAAACAAGGCAGAACCAACCUCUACUUCAAACCAGCCGGCACAGCCACCCGUUUCUGCCACCCAGAGAGGGGGGUCUCUGGCCCGUGGUGGAGGAGUUGCAGGGGGGAUCGUCAGGGGGACAGAGGCCGAGUGACGCCCUAGGAGCCACCGGGCAGGAGGCGGAGGAGCCCCAGAGAGGCGAGAGAGACAGCGGGCCCCCGCGCGCGGCUCGGGGCUGGGGCGCCAGAAGUGGGACUGGAGCGAAGUAGAGCGAUGCCAAGGAGGAAACAGCAGGCACCCAAGCGGGCGGCAGGCUACGCCCAGGAGGAACAGCUGAAGGAAGAGGAGGAAAUCAAAGAAGAAGAGGAGGAAGAGGAAGACAGUGGUUCAGUAGCUCAGCUUCAGGGCAGCAAUGACCCAGGAACAGAUGAGGAGCUAGAAACGGUGGAAACGGGUCCUGAGCAGAAAGGCUGCUUCAGCUACCAGAACUCUCCAGGAAGUCAUCUGUCCAAUCAGGACGCCGAGAACGAGUCCUUGCUGAGUGAUGCCAGUGACCAGGUGUCAGACGUCAAGAGCGUGUGCAGUCGAGAUGCCCCGGACAAGAAAGCCAGCCUGCACCCCAAGCCCCCAAAUGAAGCCCACAGCUGCAUGGAUAAAAUGACCGCUGUCUAUGCCAACAUCUUGUCUGAUUCCUACUGGUCUGGCCUGGGUCUUGGCUUUAAGCUGUCCAACAGCGAGAGGCGGAAUUGUGACACCCGAAAUGGCAGCAAGACUGAUUUCGACUGGCACCAGGACGCUCUGUCCAAAAGCCUUCAGCAGAACUUGCCUUCCAGACCCGUGUCGAAGCCCAGCCUGUUCAGCUCGGUCCAGCUGUACCGGCAGAACAGCAAGAUGUGCGGGGCCGUUUUCACCGGGGCCAGCAGGUUCCGGUGCCGGCAGUGCAGUGCCGCCUACGACACCUUGGUCGAGUUGACUGUGCACAUGAACGAAACAGGCCACUAUCAAGAUGACAACCGCAAAAAGGACAAGCUCAGACCCACGAGCUACUCAAAGCCCCGAAAAAGGGCUUUCCAGGACAUGGACAAGGAGGACGCUCAAAAGGUUCUGAAAUGUAUGUUUUGUGGCGACUCCUUCGAUUCCCUCCAAGAUUUGAGCGUCCACAUGAUCAAAACAAAACAUUACCAAAAAGUGCCUUUGAAGGAGCCAGUACCAACCAUUUCCUCGAAAAUGGUCACUCCCGCGAAGAAACGCGUCUUCGAUGUCAACCGGCCCUGUUCCCCCGAUUCGACCACAGGCUCGUUUGCCGAUUCAUUUCCUUCUCAGAAGAGCGCCAACUUACAGCUGUCCGCCAACAAUCGCUAUGGGUACCAGAACGGUGCCAGCUACACCUGGCAGUUCGAGGCCUGCAAGUCCCAGAUCCUGAAGUGCAUGGAGUGUGGGAGCUCCCACGACACUUUGCAGCAGCUCACCACCCACAUGAUGGUCACCGGUCACUUUCUCAAGGUCACCAGCUCUGCCUCCAAGAAAGGGAAGCAGCUGGUGUUGGACCCACUCGCCGUGGAGAAGAUGCAGUCAUUGUCCGACACCCCAAGCAGUGAUUCCCUGGCUCCCAAGCGGUCAAGUAACUCAGCUUCUGACCGCACGGCCUCCACAACCGAGUUAAAGAAAGAGGGUAAAAAAGAAAAACAGGAGGAGAUCAUCAAGGAUGAGAAGGUCAUGAAAAGCGAGGACUAUGAAGACCCUCUGCAAAAACCUUUAGACCCUACAAUUAAAUACCAGUAUCUAAGGGAGGAGGAUUUGGAAGACGGCUCCAAGGGUGGAGGGGACAUUUUGAAGUCACUGGAAAACACUGUUACCACCGCCAUCAACAAAGCCCAAAACGGGGCUCCCAGCUGGAGCGCGUACCCGAGUAUCCACGCGGCCUACCAGCUGUCCGAGGGCGCCAAGCCUUCCCUGCCUCUGGGCUCCCAGGUCCUGCAGAUUCGACCCAACCUCGCCAACAAGCUAAGGCCAAUUGCACCCAAGUGGAAAGUGAUGCCGCUGGUUUCCGUGCCCACAAACCUGGCCCCAUACACUCAAGUUAAGAAGGAGCCGGAAGACAAAGAUGACGUCGAGAAGGAGUGUAGGAGGGAAAGUGCCCAAGAAGAGGCGUCCUCCUUCAGCCACGGCGAGGGGCAUUCUUUCUCCAAAAGCGAACUCCCUUCAGAAUCCAAAAAGGCUGAGCCUUGUCCCCCAGAGGAGGAGGACAAGCUGACGAAAGAGGGCGGGGAGAGAGAGAAACCCCAGGCCUUGGAGCCAGCAUCUUCUCUCAGCAACGGGUGCACCCUCACCAACCACGCUCCGGCCCUGCCGUGCAUCAACCCGCUCAGCGCCCUGCAGUCCGUCCUGAACAAUCACCUGGGCAAAGCCACGGAACCCUUGCACUCUGCCGCCUGCUCCAGCCCCAGCUCAAGCACAAUGUCUAUGUUUCACAAGUCGAGCCUCAGUGCCAUGGACAAGCCAGUUCUGAGUCCCGCCCCGACGAGGCCGGCCAGUGUGUCCCGACGCUACCUGUUUGAGAGCAACGAUCAGCCCAUCGACCUGACCAAGUCCAAGGGCAAGAAGGCCGAGUCCCCGCAAGCACAGUCCUGCACGUCCCCACCCCAGAAGCAUGCUCUGUCUGACAUCGCUGACAUGGUCAAAGUCCUCCCCAAAGCCACCACCCCAAAGCCCGCCGCUUCCUCCAGGGUGCCCCCCGUGAAGCUGGAAAUGGAUGUCAGGCGCUUUGAGGACGUGUCCAGCGAAGUCUCGACCUUGCAUAAAAGAAAGGGCAGGCAGUCCAACUGGAACCCUCAGCAUCUUCUGAUCUUGCAGGCUCAGUUUGCCUCCAGCCUCUUCCAGACGUCGGAGGGCAAGUACCUGCUGUCCGACCUGGGUCCACAAGAGCGAAUGCAGAUCUCGAAGUUUACGGGACUCUCGAUGACCACCAUCAGCCACUGGCUGGCCAACGUCAAGUACCAGCUCAGGAAGACGGGCGGGACCAAAUUCCUGAAAAACAUGGACAAAGGCCACCCUAUCUUCUACUGCAGUGACUGCGCCUCCCAGUUCAGAACCCCGUCUACCUACAUCAGCCACUUAGAGUCUCACCUAGGUUUCCAAAUGAAGGACAUGACCCGCAUGGCAGUGGAACAGCAAAGCAAAGCGGAGCAGGAGCUCUCCCGGGUCUCGUCGGCCCAGAGGUCCCCGGAAACCAUAGCUGGCGAAGAGGACACAGACUCUAAGUUCAAGUGUAAGUUGUGCUGUCGGACAUUUGUGAGCAAACAUGCAGUAAAACUCCACCUAAGCAAAACGCACAGCAAGUCACCCGAACACCAUUCACAGUUUGUAACAGACGUGGAUGAAGAAUAGCCCUGCAGGUAUGGGUUUGCUCCCAGGUGGUCGUGCCAGUAGCCCUGGGAGGAGCUUCUAGAAGGGAGAUGGGUCUGUCUAGAGGUAGCUAACGUCUCCCUGUGCCAAGAGGACAGUAGCCUGCUGGAAUCGCACUCAUUUUUACAAAAGACUAGAACAUGAUAAAUAAGUCCUAACCACUCUCUCCACUUGCCCAGCUUAACGCUGGGGAAUAGAACACAACGGGCUUAGGGAGACGGAGCUCACAGGUUACUGCUUCGUGAGACUCUCAAGGUCCAGCCAAGGCUAUGCCUCAUUUUAAUUACUGAGUACUGCCUUCUCUUACUGUCCCAUUUCACCACCUUAUCUUCCCAUAGUUAAUGCUAAUGACUUAUAAAGCGAUAAAAACUUAAGGGAAAAAAAGGUGAGCAACAGAGUAAAGACUGUGGAGUUCCUGGGGGCAGCCCCUAAGCAGAGAUUAUUCAGCUCAUAAAUAGCUUAACGCUGUCUUUAUCAUUAUUACGUGUAAUUGAUGCUUUUUGCAGCUUACUUGCAGCAGUUGCUACCUUCCACCCCAGCCCCUCCGCCGCCCCUUGUUUACCUCCUGUCCGUUCGGCUUCCUGUAAACGGGCACAUGCCCUGUAGUCGGAUAGUAGAAUACUCGUCUCUGCAGAGCACUGAGGUGUAAAGAGAGGAAGUUUAUUUUCUUCUCUGGUCUUUUCGUUUUCCUUCGGCUAAGGCUAGUAUCAGAGGUAGACGCAUUGCAUGGCCUUGAGCUUUGAUUGUCUAUCAAGACACAAAUGAGCACACUCAUACGGCCAGUGCACCCAGGGUUCCAUGGCUUCAAGACAAUUAGCAUCGUGUAUCAUUGAAGCUCCGUGCCUGGCAGAGUCACCAGUGCCCAGAGUAUCUAUAUCACCUUCAGGAAAGAGGGCAGAUUCUAAGGUCGAGUACCUUGGCAGACUAGUCACGCCAGCCAUUUUCAAAUGUUGAGCAUAAGCAAGGCUGAAAUCCUUUUCGUUUAAGUAUUUCCUCUGUCUCCCUUCCAGCAUGAUACUCCUCGUAUGCUAGGGACCCUCACACAUGUUCAGGUUGUCCUCCAUCUUGGGCCACACCCCAAAUGGGGACCCAACCUGAUUAAGCCUUCGGCACUUGCCAGUCCAGUUCAUGUCAUGCUAGGUUAUGGAUUAGCUCUUUUGGUUAAAUUUGCAAUAAGAUCUGGACGGCUAAUAAUGGCAUACGCUUGACCCUUGAAUAACGUGGGGGUUAGGGGCGCACAUCCUCUGCAAAGUGGAAAACCCAUGUGCAACUUACAGCAGGCCCUCCAUAUGGUGGUUCCUCUUUGUCCACAGUUCCACAUCCGCAGACUCAGCCAACCCUGGUCUACCUAGUGCUGUAGUAUUUACCGUUGAAGAAACUCUGAGCAUAAGUGGCCCCACGCAGUUCAGAGUCAUGUUGUUCAAGGGUCAACUGUAUAAGCCCUCACCACCUCCUACUGUCAGAGCACUUGUUUCUAAAUAGGAGACUUCCAGAUCAAGCCACCACGCUAUGAGCACUGACAGAGUUCCAGGUGGGGACAGGUAUUUAUAUGAUGUGGGUUUCGGCCCACUUCACAUCACAUAGGGAGAUUUUUUGAAUGGGAGGAUGGAGGGUCAGAAUGAAAUGAAGGGUUAAAUUCUGGGACUGUUCCCUUGGUGAGAAGAUCUAAGAGCUUCUGAUAAAGGGGAACCCAUCCUAUAACUCUAAUGGCUAUCUGGACCCAGAUGAAGACGUUUGUUUUGUUUGCAUGCUAUUAUCCUGGUAAUUAAAAUGUGUUGCUGGCAGAUUCAUCUCUUGUUUCCCAAGCAUGAUUUGUUCAGCUCACAAUGUUGAAAGGAAAGCUGAAAUACACCUACUGAAUCCACACAUGAGCUCGGGGCUCCAUGACACCUAUUUAUUUGCUAUAUAACAUUUUUAACUUUAUGCAACUAGUUAUUAUGCUUUUCUGGUCCUUCAGAAAAGAAAAAAAAAGUGGAUAUGCAUAGAAUACACAGAGAGCAAUGUUUCCAGUCCCAUAGUGGUAGGUCCAAACCAUGCCAAAGAGGACAAAUAGGUGGUGUGUGUUUGUGCUGCAAUAAAGACCAAUUUUCCACCUGUUA
Vicugna pacos (alpaca) is the source of this 6542-nucleotide messenger RNA. It is a transcript of the gene TSHZ2, whose product is annotated as teashirt zinc finger homeobox 2. The record is from RefSeq and is a predicted model, not a curated record. Lineage: Eukaryota; Metazoa; Chordata; Mammalia; Artiodactyla; Camelidae. Gene Ontology annotation, cellular component: nucleus. Gene Ontology annotation, biological process: regulation of transcription by RNA polymerase II. Gene Ontology annotation, molecular function: DNA binding; DNA-binding transcription factor activity, RNA polymerase II-specific.